Molecule: messenger RNA, 1668 nt
Organism: Penicillium salamii
Lineage: Eukaryota; Fungi; Ascomycota; Eurotiomycetes; Eurotiales; Aspergillaceae
Source: the annotation of a GenBank genome assembly
AUGCCUCCAGAUAGUGACAGCAUCAUCCGAUUCGGGGGAGAGGACACCUAUCGUGGAGACUGUUCAGUCGUGUGGGAAGAGCUAUAUGGAGAUUCGCCACUCACAGGUGAGCCACGAAUGGAAGACUCUCCACAAGACCGGGAGGAUAUGAGGCGAAUGCGCAAGAUACCGGAGCUGAGACGCAACUUUCGUCCACUUGCUGCGUUGAGUUUCUCGGCUGUCCUACAGGCCACUUGGGAAUUCAUACUCAUCUCCAACUCUCAAGGCCUUCAAAACGGUGGCCUCGCCGGGAUUUUCUGGUCCUACGUGUGGACAUUCUUUGGAUUUGGCUUCAUCAUUGUCUCUUUAGCCGAGAUGGCUUCGAUGGCCCCAACCUCAGGAGGUCAAUACCACUGGGUCUCAGAGUUCUCCUCGCCUCAUUAUCAAAAGUUUCUCAGCUACGUGACUGGAUGGAUGUCCGUCCUCGCUUGGCAGGCAGGAGCUGCAUCUGGAUCUUUCCUCACUGGAACCAUUAUCCAGGGUCUUAUCACCCUUCACGAUCCCAGUUAUGAGCCGCAGAACUGGCAGGGGACACUGUUCGUGUUUGCCAUGGUUGCAGUCAUCUACCUCUUCAAUGUCUAUGCAGCGAGCUGGAUGCCACGGAUGCAAAAUAUCUUGCUUGCGCUGCACAUGCUAUGUUGGGUCGUCGUGGUCGUUGUCUUAUUUGCAAUGGCCCCUCAUAACCCAGCAAAGAGGGUCUUCACUGAGUUUCACAAUGGUGGCAACUGGUCCUCCAUGAGCAUAAGCCUGCUAAUAGGUCAAAUCACUGCCAUCUAUGGAUCCUUGAGUACAUUCCCACUCCACAUCCGAUGCCUGGAAGAAGAACUAACGGCGAUUCUCAUAGGCUCCGACGCCACGGCGCAUAUGUCAGAAGAGGUCAAAGAUGCAAGUAGAUACGUACCGAUUGCGAUUGCAUGGGGCUAUUUUGGGAAUGGGAUAUUGGCUUUUGUCAUCAUCGUCGGCUUCCUACUUGCUCUACCAUCGGUCCCAGAUGCUCUAGCCGACAGUACAGGGUUUCCUUUUCUCUAUGUUUUCAAGCAGAUCCUUCCAACUUCCGGCGUGAACGGUCUGACAGCAAUCAUCCUCAUACCAGUGAUAUUCAGCAACAUUUUGUUCAAUGCAUCGACGGCUCGUCAAACAUAUGCCUUUGCGCGAGAUCGGGGCCUGCCAAUGGAAUACUGGAUCUCACGGGUCGACGAGCGCCGCGAAAUCCCAAUACACGCUAUCGCACUAUCAUGCUUGAUCAGCGGGCUGUUGUCGCUCAUAAAUAUUGGUUCACAAGUUGCUUUCAAUGCCAUCAUCUCGCUCAACGUUGCAGCUCUGAUGUUCACAUACGCCGUCUCGAUUAGUUGCGUGAUAUACCGAAAGAUCAGUUGUCCCGAAACUUUACCUCCUCGGCGUUGGAGCCUUGGCAAAUUUGGCCUCGGUAUCAACAUAAUCGGGCUGCUGUAUGUGCUAUUUGCACUUUUCUGGUCGUUCUGGCCACCGAGCCCAUCCCCCAAGGCGCGAGACUUCAAUUGGAGCGUUGUUAUCUUUUUCGGGGUGUUCCUCAUCAGCAUACUGAUGUAUAUUGUCCAUGGUAGGCGACACUACGUUGCUCCUGCUGUGAUGAUCACACGCAUUGAUUGA